Parathielavia appendiculata is the source of this 1269-nucleotide messenger RNA. Its product is annotated as dihydrolipoamide succinyltransferase. The transcript has 4 exons. Gene Ontology annotation, biological process: tricarboxylic acid cycle. The coding region runs from base 1 to 1269 and encodes 422 amino acids. Gene Ontology annotation, cellular component: mitochondrion; oxoglutarate dehydrogenase complex. Gene Ontology annotation, molecular function: dihydrolipoyllysine-residue succinyltransferase activity. The record is from RefSeq and is a predicted model, not a curated record. NCBI's taxonomy places the organism in Eukaryota, Fungi, Ascomycota, Sordariomycetes, Sordariales, Chaetomiaceae.
AUGAUGUAUCGCGGCCUCCGUCUUGCGGCCCGCGCCGCUCACAAACUCUCGCUCUAUAACACCAGCUCCGCACUGCGUCAGAUCCCCGUGCAAUUCCAGCAUGUACGGACCUACGCCGACAAGAUCAUCAAGGUGCCGGCAAUGGCCGAGUCGAUCAGCGAAGGCACGUUGAAGCAGUGGAACAAGGCUGUUGGCGACUUUGUCGAGCAGGAUGAAGAAAUUGCAACCAUCGAGACCGACAAGAUUGAUGUGGCUGUGAACGCCCCGGAAGCCGGCGUCAUCAAGGAAUUCUUGGCCAACGAAGAGGACACCGUUACCGUCGGUCAGGACCUCGUGCGCAUUGAGCUCGGCGGUGCGCCUUCGGCUGAUAAGCCGGCCGCGGAGGCGCCCAAGGAAACGCCCAAGGAGCCGACGUCCGAGCCGCAACCCGAACAAAAGGCUCCGGAACCCAAGCCGCAGGAGACGAAGCCUCAAGAGACCAAGGCGGCGCCGCCACCGCCGGCGAAGGAAGAGGCUCACACAAAGAUGCCGACAAAACCGGCCGAGACCGCCACCCUGGGCAGCCGGGAAGAGAAGAGGGUCAAGAUGAACCGGAUGCGCCUGCGCAUCGCGGAGCGUUUGAAGCAGUCGCAGAACACGGCCGCGUCGCUGACCACGUUCAAUGAGGUUGACAUGUCCGAGCUGAUGGCGUUCCGCAGCAAGUACAAGGACGAGAUCCUCAAGAAGACGGGCGUGAAGUUGGGCUUCAUGAGCGCCUUCUCCCGCGCCUGCGUGCUCGCCAUGCGCGACCUCCCCAUCGUCAACGCCUCGAUCGAGGGCCCCAACGGCGGCGACACCAUUGUGUACCGCGACUACGUCGACAUCAGCGUUGCUGUCGCCACCGAGAAGGGCCUUGUCACCCCUGUCGUCCGCAACGUCGAGGCCCUGGACCUGGUCGGCAUUGAGAAGGCUAUCGCCGAUAUGGGCAAGAAGGCUCGUGACGGCAAGCUCACGAUUGAAGACAUGGCCGGCGGCACUUUCACCAUCAGCAACGGAGGCGUCUUUGGCUCGCUGAUGGGCACCCCCAUCAUCAACCUCCCGCAGACGGCUGUGCUCGGCCUCCACGCCAUCAAGGACCGGCCUGUCGCCGUCAACGGCAAGUUGGAGAUCCGGCCCAUGAUGUACCUUGCCCUCACCUACGACCACCGUCUGCUGGAUGGCAGAGAGGCCGUGCAAUUCCUGAUCAAGGUCAAGGAGUAUAUUGAGGACCCGCGCAAGAUGCUCCUGUGA